Molecule: messenger RNA, 1897 nt
Organism: Strongylocentrotus purpuratus (purple sea urchin)
Lineage: Eukaryota; Metazoa; Echinodermata; Echinoidea; Camarodonta; Strongylocentrotidae
Product: cytochrome P450 3A6
Exons: 13
Coding region: 171-1766 (531 amino acids)
Molecular function (GO): steroid hydroxylase activity; oxidoreductase activity, acting on paired donors, with incorporation or reduction of molecular oxygen; heme binding
Source: RefSeq, a predicted model, not a curated record
UGCAGUAUAUAACCAUUUCGUCUUUGCGUAUAGUUAUGAAACGUUUGUCUGUGCACACGUCUACUUGAUUUUUACGAAUCUUUCUCAGCACUGAUCGCGAAAAGUCUACCUUAUUCAUGAUAGUUGUCUAUCGAACUCUGAGCUUGAUGCUCUCCUGAGGCAUCUACAUCAUGGAAGUGCUACAACAAGAAUCGCCUGGUUCAUGUCUCACAGUAUGGUUGGUGUUUGCUGCAACGGCAUUGCUAAUACUAUACCUGACAUGGAACUACACGUACUUUCUUCGCAGGGGAAUACCCGGUCCUCUACCAUUCCCCGUCCUAGGAAAUGUCCUCGAUUGGAAAGAGGGUGUACAGUAUGCGCUGGAUGGAUAUAUCAAGAAAUAUGGAAACUGUUGCGGAUUUUACCAAUUCUUAACACCUGCUAUACUUGUGGCUGACCCCGACAUGAUAAAACAAAUAAUGGUUAAACAUUUCGAUCGUUUCCACAACAGAAUGUAUAUUCCUGUAGAUAAUCCGAUGUUGAGGAGUGCUUUGUUCCUCAGCAGUGAUGACCAGUGGAAGAAGAUUCGACACACACUUACUCCAGCAUUCAGUGGUAGGAAGAUGAAACUGAUGUCGGAGAUGGUGAGGGAACCAGCCAGCAGACUUGUUCAGAAUUUGAAAAAAGUAUGCGGUACAGACAGACAAGGCAUAGUCGAGUUAAAGGAAUUGUUUGGUGCAUACAUCAUGGAUACGAUAGGAUUGUGUGCGUUUGGAUUAAAUGUAGAUUCACAGAAAAACAAGGAUGAUCCCUUUGUUCUCAAUGCCAAGAGAUUCUUCUCCAGUUUAGACUUUACAUCACCGGCGAUGAUUAUUAGCAUGCUUACCAGUAAGAUUCCAGGAGUUUCACACAUUCUGCCGUUGUUGGGAUUGACAGUGUUCCCCCCUGAAGUCCUAGAAUUCUUUAUAGCUAUUAUUGACCAAGCUGUCGAGCAGAGGAAGACGAACAAAGCUGCAAAGACUGUUGACUUUCUCCAGCUGGUUAUCGAUUCUACCAAAGAUAACGCAUGCGAAGACGAAGACGAUGACGAUGACGCAACGACAAAUGGCACAUCUUCUUCAUCCCAUGCCAUCGAUAAAAAGAGAAAGAGGCAGGCGCUGACUCGACAAGAGCUGACAAGUCAGGCACUUGCAUUCUUUGUUGCUGGAUACGAGACAACAACCACUGCACUGUGUUUCACCGCCUACCUCCUGGCAACGAACCCCGAUCAGCAAGAUCGUCUCAUUGACGAGAUAGACAGAUUGGUGCCAACGGCAGAGGACAUCACCUACGACAACCUCAAGAAACUAACUUGUCUAGAGAACUUCAUCAGCGAGUCACUUCGAUUGUACCCACCCGGUGCUCUUAUUGAUAGAGUGUGUAACCAAACGACGACGAUCAACGGCCAUGUUUUCCAAGCAGGAGACUCCGUCAGCCUCCCGAUAUGGAGCGUUCAUAGGGACCCAGAACACUGGCCCAACCCAGAGAAGUUUGACCCAGACAGAUUCAAUAAGGAGAACGCAGCUGGUCGUGCCCCUCUGGCCUGGCUUCCAUUCGGUGGUGGUCCUCGGUUCUGUAUCGGGUUAAGGUUUGCGAUGAUGGAGAUCAGAACGGCAACGGUGAUGCUACUACAGCAGUUCCGUCUUGAAGUGGCACCCGAAACAGAGAUUCCACCUGUUCUUGGUAAGAUGGGGUUCAUCAACCCUCCUAAUGGCAUCACACUCCGUGUCGUGGAAAGAAGCAAAUAGCAAAACUUACUCAUCCCCAAGCCAGAGGGAACAAUCAGCAUACAUAACAGCUCUGAUAGACACUCAAAUGAGGCCGGCUAUGUAGAAGUUUAGCCAAAGGCACACAAGGAAAAAUAAAUGAUGAAACUAGA